Messenger RNA from Effrenium voratum, 990 nucleotides. The record is from the annotation of a GenBank genome assembly. Lineage: Eukaryota; Dinophyceae; Suessiales; Symbiodiniaceae.
AUGGCGGGAAGUUACAAGGUCUGUGUGGUGGGAGGUGCUGGUGGCAUUGGCCAGCCCUUGAGCAUGUUGAUGGCCAUGGACCCCAAUGUUUCAGAGCUUUGCGUCUAUGACCUGACCCUGGCAAUGGUGCCAGCAGAGGGCGUAGCAGCGGACCUGUCACAUCUCAACAUGAAGUGCAAGGUGAAGGGCUAUGCCUUUGACAAGGACGACAAGGCAAUCGAAAAGGCUGGAGAGUGCCUCACGGGCUGCCACUUAGUGCUGGUGCCUGCUGGUGUUCCCCGCAAGCCCGGGCAGGACCGAAAGGACUUGCUCAACAUCAAUGCGGGAAUCGCCAAAAACAUUGUGGAAGCCUGCGCCAAGUACUGCCCGGAGGCGGUGGUCGGCCUUAUCGUCAAUCCCGUGAACUCGGUGGUUCCGGCGAUGUGCGAGAUGUGGAAGAAGAAGGGCUUGAACCCAGCUAAGAUUGUCGGCAUCACCACCCUGGAUGUCGUGCGCGCCGACAAGUUUGUCCACGAAAUGACCGGUUCUCCCAUGUCCGACAUCCAGGUACCGGUCAUUGGCGGCCAUGCGGGCGCUACGAUCCUCCCACUCUUCUCCCAGUGCCAGGUGGGAAAGACGCUCCCGGCAGACAAGAUCCCAGACAUGGACAAGAAGGUGCAGGAUGCCGGCACUGUCGUGGUGGCUGCCAAGAAUGGCAAAGGGAGCGCAACCCUGUCGAUGGCCUAUGCCGGAGCUCGCCUUGGAAAGGCAGUGCUGGCUGGCCUCAAUGGGGAGGUGGUGCAGGAGUGCGCAUACGUGGCGUCGACUGUCACUGACUUGCCCUACUUUGCAUCGAAGGUGACCUUUGGAAAGCAGGGUGUGGAGACGGUCCACCCUCUGGGGGACCUGAACGAGUAUGAACAGGGCCGCCUGAAUGCCUUGAUGCCGGUCCUGAAGGAGGAGAUCCAAGCUGGCCUUGACUAUGCCAAGGAGAACGAUUUCGCCGCGUGA